Messenger RNA from Mucor velutinosus, 1470 nucleotides. RefSeq lists its product as uncharacterized. The transcript is spliced from 10 exons. The record is from RefSeq and is a predicted model, not a curated record. Bases 1 to 1470 code for a protein of 489 amino acids. NCBI's taxonomy places the organism in Eukaryota, Fungi, Mucoromycota, Mucoromycetes, Mucorales, Mucoraceae.
AUGUCCAAAAAUCAACACAAGGAAAAGUCCUCGUUUUGGAAGAAACUAGGUCUAGGAAAGAACAAGAGCUCAGUGACCUCGUUGAAAUCAGAGAUUCAAAAACAACAAGAUGAUGCACAUUCUAUCAAAAGCAAAAGAGCCAGUACCAUUUACUCCUCACCACCUCCGAAUCAGCACUCUCCACCGCCCACUCCUAAACCGAUGCCUUUAAUGCAGCACCAAGUAGACAACAAAAAGACGAUGCUAUUGCAAAAAGCAAAGAAGAUACCAACAUCUACACAAUCAGAUCUGAAAGCAGUUGACAUGUCCUAUGGACCCAUUACUACUCCGACUGCAGAUCUGCACAAUGAAGAGCAUCAGAAGCAAGAGGAAUCCGCAGCUGAUACACCAGCAAAAGAUAUUGAGCAAAAGGAUAUGACAACAACUAUGAUUUCCACCGAACAGCCGAAUGUUACACCUAGACAGUAUGAAGAAUCAGAUGACAAUAAUCCUGAACAAGAAGAGGAAGAAGACACAAAUAAAAGCUUUUCGUCUUUUGCUGUAUUGGAUAAAACAAGUUCACAUCAAGAGCUAUUGGCUGUCAUUUCAAACUUGAAGCAAGAGUUGGAAAAGGAAAAGGCAACCGUUCUCGCACUACAGAAGCAGAAAGAAGCUGUAACAAAAGAUUUGGACUAUUUCGAGUUGACCGUAGACGAACUAUUCACUGAAAAGACGGAUCUGUUGCAACAACUAGAGGAUGAAAAGAUAAAGAGUCAGCAUCAUUUGGAUGAUUUGAACCUGCUCUUAGAGAAGAUGAAGUCAACUGCAGACAAUGCGAGGGAUCAGUCUUUUGCAGUUGAUCAAACGAAAUCAGAGUUUGAGGCAUAUCAAGCUCAAGCUGAACAAGAAAAGAGAUCAUUGAUGUCAGAAAUCGACGAAAAAGAGAAUGCCAUCCGUGAAUUAAAGUUCAAAUUAAGUAAAUCACAAGAGCAAUCAGAAACAUUGAAAGAGACGAUAGACCAGCUUGUAAAAGCCCAUGCUCUCGAGUUGAGUCGUACAACAGCUCAGCUCCAACAGCAACAACAACAGCAGCAGCAACAGCAGCAGGACAAGGAAAACCAAAAUAAUUCUUGGUCGUUGCAAACUCCCAACGGAUCUCCACGUAUACAGCCUGACUCUCAGCAAGAAGAGCAACAUGUGUACGAUAACCCAAGCGUAUAUGACAGCACUCCACAAUCAAUGUCUAGAAUGGAUUCUUCAGAUCGCUAUAGAACACCGAAAGAGUCUAUUGAAUACAUGGAUGAUGUUGAUCUCGAUGAUCAGUUGAUGAGACUUACGAAAGAAAAGGAAACGCUUCAAUCUCACUACUCGAAAAUUCCAUUGACUGGCGGUGGACCACAAUCUCGCCGUCGCAAAGAAGAAUUGGAAGCCAUGUUGGAUCAUGUCGACUCUCAGCUCAGUAAAGUGAAGCAAAAGAUUAGAAGGUCGUAA